AAGAGAAAACAGCCAAAGCUCAAAGUGGGACACGGAGGCACUCUUGAUGCCGAGGCGGAGGGCGUCCUUGUGAUAGGUGUUGGCGGGGCGACAAAGCAACUGAGCCAGUUUUUAGCCUGUGACAAGAGCUACGAGUUUGAUGUUGAGCUAGGACGUCGCACCACGACAUUGGACGUCGAUGGUGAGGUCGAGGCCGAGGCCCCCUUUGAGCAUGUGACAGCGGAUAUGCUGCAGGCGGCACUGAACGAGUUUGUUGGAGAUAUUAUGCAAAUUCCGCCCCGGUACAGUGCUUUACGCAUUGAUGGCAAACGACUCUCAGACCACGCACGUUCUGGCACGCCGGUUGAUCCCCAGCCGCGUCCUGUUCGGGUCUUGGCUGCUCAGCUUCAAGCCUACGUGGCACCAGUCGCAACUAUCGCGGUGACCUGUGGGGGUGGUUUUUAUGUGCGCAGUCUAGCCCGAGAUUUGGCAUGGAAGGUCCAGUCUGAAGGCCAUGUCACGCGCCUGGUGCGCACGCGACAAGGUCGCUUCGACUUGAGCGCAGCUUUGCCGGAAGAUGCUUGGACCCCAGCCCAGCUUGAGGCGGCUCUUGCUGCUAACAACAAAAGAGAGGAGCAACACCUUCGGGUUAACGGCUAG
Messenger RNA from Monosiga brevicollis MX1, 639 nucleotides. RefSeq lists its product as uncharacterized. Gene Ontology annotation, cellular component: mitochondrion. Gene Ontology annotation, biological process: mRNA pseudouridine synthesis; tRNA modification. NCBI's taxonomy places the organism in Eukaryota, Choanoflagellata, Craspedida, Salpingoecidae. The record is from RefSeq and is a predicted model, not a curated record. The transcript is spliced from 5 exons. Gene Ontology annotation, molecular function: pseudouridine synthase activity; RNA binding. The annotation marks the transcript as partial.